AUGUUUCGAAAAGAGCCAUUGAUCAAACCGUCCAGUAAUCUGAAGGGCUCAGAAAGAAAGAAGCUGUUGCAGACAUGUAGGGUCCAAACUGGUGUUCAGGAUUAUAUGUUUCCAAGUAAUACCAUAAAGCAAGCUAAAUAUACAGCUCAGUAUAGUGCCGGUAUAGUAUACCUUGCUGAGGAUAAUGUACCGAUCUGGUUCAAGGAAAAGCACAGUGAACUGUUGAUUCCCACGGUAUACACAUCUUGGAUGAAUCCGCGAUUGCUUCCGGUUGUUCUUACACAUGAUGCCGUAAUUGAAGAAAGAAUAUUCAAUGGUGCAAAUCUUAUGCUUGCCGGUACGGUUCCUCCAUUUGACCCACGCUGUGUAAAGCAGUCGCUAUGUGGUAUUGUCAGUAGAGAGGCGCCCGAGAAGGUAACGGCGAUAGGUGAGGUUAGAUUAGACCUACCGUCAUAUGAAAGCGUGAUAGGCAAGACCGGAGUUGCUGUUGAAAUUUUCCACUUCCUGACAGACGGGCUCUCGCAAGCAUUGAACGUCAAGAUAGAUCCGGAUGGCUUUGUCAAAGACGAAACUGAAGGCUGCAGUCACGAACUGCCAGAAAAAAAGGAAACUCGAUCAGUUGAGGACAGUAAGACAUCUUCCGGUAUUUCAUUAGAUAAUAUUGCUGAAGUGCUGGAUGAACUGAGAGUGGAAGAUGUCGAUAAUUUUUUUAAAAGAUCUCUUUAUUACACUCUAACAAAUGACGAAAAAUUAGAACUGCCAAUCAGUGCUUCCAAUUUCAUUUCAAAUCAUAUUUUAAAGAAUUUACCAACAGUUGAUCAAAAUCAUGUAAAUAUGAGGAGGACUUCAUGGAAAAAGACAGCUAAAUUUUUAAAGCAUUUCGAGAAAGAGAACUUUUUGAAAUUGAAGGGUAAGGGAGAUGAUCUUACAAUUGUUGGUGUCAACAAGGCAAAGGAGGAUUUGAAGGGAUUUACACCAUACAGAGUUGGUAAAAAUCAUUCUACCAGCUCAAGAACAACCGAUAAGAAUUCUGGUGUCUCCUGUAUGCUGUACUCAGAAACAUUUUAUAAACCUAAGAACCUAGCAAAGAGUUUCAUCUCAGAAGUCAACAUCUCCCCAAAAGAACUAUAUGACGCAAAGGAGCUGCAAAAUGCUGUUAAUGAAUAUAUUGUUGCAAAAAAUCUUGUUGACCAAAAGAACAAAAGAAUGGUACUCUUGGAUGAUUUGUUGUUCGAUAUGAUCAAGUCAAAAAAAACCCAAAAGAACGAUCCCCGUAUCGUUUCAAGAGCCGAGAUCAUGGCACCACUUCUCGAGAACAAUUUCCAGACUUUUUUCCAAUUGUUUAGGUCCGAAAAUGAGCCGUUGUUCAAGAGGCCAGUCAAGGGACCUUUAACACAAAUUCGUAUUACGACGGAGAUGAAGAUGGGUAGAAAGGUUGUCACGAAAGUAUCCAAUUUUGAUUUCUUUCAAAUUGAUCCUGAAGACCUUGCCGGAGACCUCAAAAGAAUCUGCAGUGGUUCUACAACCAUCGGUGAAACGGCCACUUCUCCGAAAACAGCUGAAGUACAAGUUCAAGGCGCACAUGUCAAAGUCAUCACAGAGUAUUUAAACAAGAGGGGCAUUCCUUCCAAAUGGAUAGACGUUAAUGACAAAGUCAAAAAAAACAAGAGCAAAAAGCAUUAA
Messenger RNA from Zygotorulaspora mrakii, 1683 nucleotides. It is a transcript of the gene TMA64, whose product is annotated as Tma64p. The transcript has a single exon. The record is from RefSeq and is a predicted model, not a curated record. Gene Ontology annotation, molecular function: translation initiation factor activity. Gene Ontology annotation, biological process: formation of translation preinitiation complex; translational initiation. Lineage: Eukaryota; Fungi; Ascomycota; Saccharomycetes; Saccharomycetales; Saccharomycetaceae. Bases 1 to 1683 code for a protein of 560 amino acids.